AGUUAGCUCUCUCUCUCUCUCGUGUUUUAUUAUCCUCUUUGUACUUUCACACAUCAAACCCUAGUAUAACCUUCAUACCAGCCGCCAUCUUCUCUAAAAUACCAUUUUCGUCUUCUCUGCCUCUCCAUCUUACCAACAACCAUCACAACGUCUUCAGCAACUUAAACUACAACGAGAAGCAUCCAUCGUUGGACGGGAGUCGUUUUAGCAUUUUCGGGUCCACUGGGAAAGGUCUGUUCAUUCUUUCACAGGUUCUCCAGAAGAAGUCAAAAGCGGAGAUGGGUCUAAAGAUGUUAGACUCGGCAUUUGGUAUUGUUUUCACGUCUUGAACGACAUACGACAUCAGAAAGUCAUGGACCACUGCAACUCUUCGGGUGGUGCUUAAGAGAGAAAGGAUGAGUUCGGCGAUUGGGCGGCGGAGAUGGAUGGUUGAAUCGAAGGAAGGUUGUAGGUGGGUAGGAAAGCGGUCGUGGAAGUGGAUGAGGUUGGAAACGGAGGAGUCUGGCUGUAUUUCAACAAAUACAUCAUCUUUACCAAAAAGAAUGGGUUAUCAAGACUUAAUUUUCAAUUCGAUGUUGAAGCCUAAGACCAAGAUAGAAUGAAUAAACAUGCAUACAGUGGGAGGUGGGAGAUUUACCAAAUGAAACACCGACACCAAUACCUCUAUCCGAAGGAGUGCAAAUGUGUUUUAUUCAUUUAUGAUUGUCAUUGUAGUACUAGUUUCUGUGUCAAACAAAAUAUAUAUUGUAACUUAUUCAUUUACUACUAUAAUUAUAUUCUUAUAUGAAUAGAAAUGUG
Messenger RNA from Lactuca virosa, 798 nucleotides. Lineage: Eukaryota; Viridiplantae; Streptophyta; Magnoliopsida; Asterales; Asteraceae. The record is from the annotation of a GenBank genome assembly.